UUGCCUCUUCCUAUUUCUUGAACGAACCCAAAGUAGGAUAAAUUAAAAACUAAGCGGCACUUUUGUUUUCUCUCUCUUACUCUCUUUCUUUCUCUUCGAGGGUUUCUCUUCUCCCCUUGAAGAAAAGGAAGAGCGACUACAUCAACGACACCGUUUGUGGUUUUUUAGGUGCUGCAGUCAUGUUUGGGCGUGGUGGACCGAGGAGGAGUGAUAACUCCAAAUAUUAUGAUAUUCUUGGGGUUUCAAAAAAUGCCAGUGAAGAUGAAAUCAAGAAGGCUUACAGGAAGGCAGCUAUGAAGAAUCAUCCAGAUAAGGGUGGAGAUCCUGAAAAAUUUAAGGAGUUAGGUCAAGCUUAUGAAGUUUUAAGUGAUCCUGAGAAGAAAGAACUGUAUGACCAAUAUGGUGAAGAUGCCCUUAAAGAAGGGAUGGGUGGAGGAGGAAGCUCAUUUCAUAAUCCAUUUGAUAUAUUUGAAUCAUUUUUUGGAGGACCUAGCUUUGGUGGUGGUAGUAGUUCUCGAGGUAGAAGACAGAAGCAUGGUGAAGAUGUGGUGCAUUCUUUAAAGGUUUCUUUGGAGGAUGUCUAUAAUGGCACAAUGAAGAAACUAUCUCUUUCUAGAAACGUGUUAUGCUCAAAAUGUAAAGGGAAAGGUUCAAAAAGUGGAACAGCUGGAAGGUGUUUUGGGUGCCAAGGGACUGGUAUGAAGGUUACAAGAAGGCAGAUUGGACUAGGCAUGAUUCAACAAAUGCAACAUGUCUGUCCUGACUGCAGAGGAACUGGUGAGGUCAUUAGCGAGAGGGAUAGAUGUCCUCAGUGCAAAGGAAACAAGGUUAGCCAGGAAAGGAAGGUUCUGGAGGUGCAUGUUGAUAAGGGGAUGCAGCAGGGUCAGAAAAUUGUUUUUGAAGGACAAGCUGAUGAAGCUCCUGACACAAUUACAGGAGACAUUGUUUUUGUGUUACAAGUUAAAGAUCACCCAAAGUUCAGGAGGGAGCAUGAUGACCUCUUUAUUGAUCACACUCUCAACUUAACUGAGGCACUCUGUGGCUUCCAGUUUGCUGUCACACAUCUUGAUGGUAGGCAGCUAUUGAUCAAAUCAAACCCUGGAGAAGUCAUCAAGCCAGGUCAAUACAAAGCUAUAAAUGAUGAAGGAAUGCCCCAACACAACAGGCCAUUCAUGAAGGGUCGCCUUUACAUCCAGUUCAAUGUUGAUUUCCCUGACUCGGGGUCCCUUUCCCCCGAGCAAUGCCAGUUAUUGGAAAAGGUAUUACCUCAGAAGGUCAGCAAGCAAAUGUCAGAUAUGGAGCUGGAUGAUUGUGAGGAGACCACUUUGCAUGAUGUUAACAUUAAGGAGGAGAUGAAACGAAAGCAGCAGCAACAGUAUCGUGAGGCAUAUGAUGAAGAGGAUGAUGAGCCAUCUGGUCCUCGAGUUCAAUGUGCUCAACAGUAGUGCAGGUUAUGGUAGAGGUUCUAUAAUUUCUGCAUGGUUAUCUUUUGUUUGCAUAAUGCAGUUAUAACUGCGUGAUAAUUUACCUUUAGGUUUUGUCCGGUAAUUUUAUUUAGUUUACAGUACUUGGCAGAUUUCAAAGUUUAUAUUUUUGCUGUAAUGUUUAGUAUAUGAAAGUUAAAUGCUUUUUUGGUACAAGGUGUGCAAUAAUGUUUGUAGAUCUCA
This is a messenger RNA of Cajanus cajan (pigeon pea), 1667 nucleotides long. Its product is annotated as dnaJ protein homolog 1. The record is from RefSeq and is a predicted model, not a curated record. Gene Ontology annotation, biological process: protein folding; response to heat. NCBI's taxonomy places the organism in Eukaryota, Viridiplantae, Streptophyta, Magnoliopsida, Fabales, Fabaceae. Gene Ontology annotation, molecular function: Hsp70 protein binding; ATP binding.